Molecule: messenger RNA, 2265 nt
Organism: Adineta steineri
Lineage: Eukaryota; Metazoa; Rotifera; Eurotatoria; Adinetida; Adinetidae
Source: the annotation of a GenBank genome assembly
AUGGCAAACAACAAAUCAACAGCAUCUGUUCAAACCAAUACCCAAGCUAAUGCUAAACACGUAUCAAACUUUUCCAAGGAUGCAGUUGAAAAUCGAUGUAUUAACAUGCAAAGAGUGCAAAAUCUUCUCCUUAUUUGGUUGCACAACAAUAUUCAUAACAAUAAUGUUGAUUGUAAUAAUACAAUCAAACAAUUAAAACGUGUAGUUAACAACGUAAAUACGUUUACUGAUGGUAAUCAAUGUAUUGAAUUUAUUCAAACCAUUACCAAGAACAAAAUAUGUAUGAUUGUGUCUGAUUCACUUGGUAAACAUAUUAUGCCUCACAUACAUGAUAUGUAUCAAGUAGAGACCAUUUUCAUUUUUUCUAACCACCGACGAUGGCGAAAACGAUCGGCUAAACAAUGGUCUAAAAUAAAAGGAAUCUUCACAGAUAUAACAUCAGUUUGUGAAGCUCUUAAACAAGUUGCUUACCAAUGUGAGCAAAAUUCCACCUCAAUUAGCUUUGUAGCAUCAACCAAAAACUUGGAUGACUUGGAUCCAGCCUUUAUGUAUACUCAGAUCUUGAAAGAGAUCUUAUUAACCAUCAACUUCGAAGACAAAAAUUUGAAAGAAUUUAUUACUUAUUGUCGUGAUGUAUAUGAUGAUGAUGAAAAUGAAUUAAAAAAUGUUCAUGAAUUACAAACAACAUACAAAUACAACAUACCUAUAUGGUGGUAUACAUGGGAUGCAUUUUUAUAUCGUAUGCUUAAUUGUGCAUUAAGAUCAAUGAAUUUUGAUAUUAUUGUUCGAAUGGGCUUCUUUAUUUAUGAUCUACAUCGUGAUAUUCAACGACUCCAUUCGGAACAAUUUGAUGGCGAUCAAUCAGGCCAAAUAUUUACAGUUUAUCGUGGACAAGGCCUUUCGAAAGACGAUUUCACUAAAAUGACAAAUACUAAAGGUGGAUUUCUUUCCUUUAAUAACUUUUUAUCAACUAGUAAAAAUCAUGAUGUUUCGCUUAAUCUCGCGCAACAAGCAGCUACAAAUCCUGAUCUUGUUGGAAUUCUAUUUGUUAUGUCCAUUAAUCCUACAGAUUUAAUAAUUCCAUUUGCUUCCGUUACAGAUGUUAGUUAUUUUCAUAUGGAAGAUGAAGUUCUCUUCUCUAUACAUACUAUUUUUCGCGUUGAAGAUAUUAAACCAAUGGAUGGAAACAAGCAUCUGUAUCAAGUAAAAUUAACAUUGACCAGCGACAACGACCAAGAUCUUCGUACUCUUGCUCAUCGUGUACGACAAGAGACCUUCCCAAGUUCGAUAGGAUGGUAUAGAUUAGGAUUACUGCUAGAGAAAAUGGGUCAGUUCAGUAAAGCUCAAGAAUUUUAUGAAGUUUUACUUCAUCAAACAACGUAUGAAAGUGACAAGGCACCUAUUUAUAUUCGACUAGGUCAGAUCAAAUAUAAUCAAGGAGAAUAUCAAGAAGCACUUACAUAUUAUGAAAAAACGCUUCUUUCUAAUCAUUCUGAUUUGGAUGUUUCCUAUAAUAACAUCGGUUUGGUAUAUUACAACAUGAGUGAUUAUCCAAAAGCACUUUUAUUUCAUGAAAAAGCUCUUACAAUUCGACAACAAUCACUUCCUUCCAAUCAUCCUGAUUUAGCUUCUUCCUACAAAGAUACCGCUAACGUGUACUGCAGUAUGGCUGAUUAUCCGAAAGCACUUUCUUAUUAUGAGAAAGCUCUUGCAAUUCGAGAACAAUCGCUUCCUCCCAAUCAUCCCGACUUGGCUUCUUCCUACAUGGACAUCGGUAUUGUGUAUUACAGUAUGGGUGAUUAUCCAAAAGCACUUUUAUUUCAUAAAAAAGCCCUUAUAAUUCGAGAACAAUCACUUCCUUUCGAUCAUCCUGAUUUGGCUACUUCCUGCAUAAAUACCGCUAACGUGUACUACAGUAUGGCUGAUUAUCCGAAAGCACUCUCUUAUUAUGAAAAAUCUCUUGAAAUUCGACAGCAAUCACUUGCUCCCAAUCAUCCUGAUUUGGCUUCUUCCUAUAAUAACAUCGCACUUUCAUCUCAUGAGAAAGCUGUUGCAAGUCGACAACAAUCACUUCCUUCCAAUCAUCCUGAUUUGGGUGCUUCUUAUAACAACAUCGGUGCAGUACAUGAGAAUAUGGGCAACUAUGCAGACGCUCAUGCAGUUUAUGAACGUGCUGUUCAAAACGUACUACAAUCAUUGCCAUCAAAUCAUUCAAGUCGUCAACAAUGGAGAAAAAACCUCGAACGCAUAAAAAAGGGAUUAUAA